AGUGAUCCGUUGGGACAAAUGGAGAUGCGGGGUAAAUUGUAUUAGCGGGUGAUUAUUUUUAGUAAAUCUUAUGUUAUCAACACCAGGGCAAGCUAUACUGACUUUACAGAUCAGCAAUUUUAGUUCGUCGAUUACUGGCUGUUAUAUUGGGCAUAAUGUGCCAGCGGUGGUUUUCAAAAGCAGCAAGGCUGUUUGCCAAGGACAGACCUAGACCUGUUUGUGGGUAUUUGACCAAGAGGCUAGUAAAGUUGAAAUAACGUCAUAAUUUAAAUUGAGAAAGGACGGGGCUCAACCUAACCCAUAGUACCUAUAAACCUGAAGUAUAGCGAGGACUAAACCUAUAGUUCCAACAAAAGCGACAGACAAACCACAUUAUGAGGGAAUCAGUUUUGCUCAGGGGAUCCAUAAAGCUUUUCCGACAGACACAUUGUGAUACCUUUUGUUCACUAACACGAUUCUUAGUACCUUUCAUACAUCCAGUGAGUCAACACUGGAUCUGCCACCCCACACACACACACACACACACACACACACACACACAAGGUGAGAUUUCUGCAAGGAAGACGUGGAUGAGUUUCGGCUAGACUACAGAGGCGUGUCCUGUCGAACUUUGAAACUCAGUGACGCUCCAGUAGGCGUGAUCGGUCCCAGGAACCUUCGUCCGACAGGAGCUGAGCUGCGUUCAGACUCUUCCUGAUUCUACUAGAAAAUUCUCGAACUUUCUGCGCGGGUAUAAACUAGAAUGGGUCCCAAGCGGAGUGUCGAGUUGAGCUGACAAAACAGUAGCGUUCUUCAACAGUAUGUGUGCAGGUCAGGUUUUCAUACGUUUAUUUACCAUUCCACAGAUAGACUGCCUGCAAGCGGACCAGCGCAUUUAAAGAGAACAACCCGUCUACCUUGUGUGCAUUUGAUUGACAGUCAGCACAGGCUCAAUCAAGGGAACUUUAAACUAUUUCUCGCAGCUAUUCGGAAUAAACACACCUACAGCUAAAUGGUCAAAAUGGGUAAAGACUACUAUAGUGUCCUGGGAAUACAGAAAGGAGCGACGGAGGACGAGAUCAAGAAGGCUUAUCGUAAGCAGGCUCUGCGUUACCACCCGGAUAAAAACAAGUCUCCCAAAGCCGAGGACAAGUUUAAAGAAAUAGCUGAAGCUUAUGACGUUCUGAGCGACCCAAAGAAAAAGGACAUUUACGACCGAUUCGGCGAAGAAGGGUUGAAGGGAGGAGGCCCUUCAGGAGGAGGGGGUGCUCCCGGGGGCCCUAGUUUCAGCUACUCCUUCCAAGGCGACCCCCACGCCAUCUUCGCCGAGUUCUUCGGGGGCCGGAGCCCCUUCGACCAGUUCUUCCCCCGAAACGGCGGGGGCCCAGAUGGGGACAACAUGGACACUGACGAUCCCUUCGCCCGUUUCGGGAUGGGGGGCGGCGGCAUGGGGGGGUUCCCCCGUUCCUUCAGCACAGGGAUGGGGGGAGGGGGGAUGGGGGGCCAGAUGGUUGAGAAGCACCAGGACCCACCCGUGCUCCACGACCUCAGGGUGACCUUAGAGGAGGUGCUCUCAGGCUGCACUAAGAGAAUGAAGAUAUCCCACAAGCGGCUGAACGCAGACAGACGCACCACCCGGAUGGAGGACAAGAUCCUGGUGGUGGAGAUAAAGAAGGGAUGGAAGGAGGGGACGAAGGUCACCUUCCCUAAAGAGGGGGACGAGACGCCGACUAACAUCCCGGCAGACGUGGUGUUCGUGGUCAAGGAUAAGCCACACCCGCUGUUCCGGCGAGACGGCUCUGACAUCGUUUACCCCGCCAAGGUCUCCCUCAGAGAGGCGCUGUGCGGCUGCACGGUCAUCGCCCCCACGUUGGACGGCAGGACAGUAACCGUGACGACAGGGGACGUGGUGCGUCCGGGGAUGAAACGACGCAUCACGGGGGAGGGGCUUCCUCUGUCCAAGAGGCCCGAUCGCCGCGGUGACCUGCUGGUGGAGUACGAGGUGGUGUUUCCGGAGAGACUGAGUCAGAGUGCCAAGGAGACCAUCGCACAGGUUCUUCCACCCUAGUCCUGAUAGCUAUAAACUAUGAACUUCUUAAGGACAAAACGGACGGCGCCCGACGAACAGUGAAAAGCAACAGGUGGCUGUCCUCCCUAUCGCCUCUGACCGAAGAACGUCCACCGCCCUCAUUUUCUGUUCAUUUCCAGACCAUUCUGCGUGUUGAAUCGCCAUCGUUCGUCGACACCCAUCAGGAGACCUACUGCGCACGGCCAACUUUCGUCACGGUGUCUCUUGUCCUUUAGUUGAGGACACUGCCACUUUGGACCUCGUGAGUCCACUUCAGAACCACUAGUGAACUGAGGGAAAACCUGCAACCCGUAUUCAAAAAGCAUCUUAGAGUAGGCGUGCUGAUCUAGGAUCAGUGUAGCCUUUUAGAUAAUCAUACAUGUGACUACAUGGACAGAGGGCACCUGAUCCCAGAUCAGCACUCCUGCACUGUAGAACCAGAGACCAUCAAAUACAUGUUGUUUUAGCUUCCUUUAGUAUAAGCCUCUUUUUAGCUCUACUUCCCUACUGGUGAAUGUUGCCAUGUACAGGCUAGAGCCAUUGGCUUGUUAGCAGUGGUUUCCAAACCUUUCCUCUGGGACCCCCAGACAUUUAACACAACUUUGUUGUAGCCCUGAACUAGCUCACCUGGUUCACCUAGUCAAGGGCUUGAUGAUUAGUUGAUAUGAGAGUGAUAUUGGGGUGAGAAUGAAUGGAUUCUAUUUGACUCCCUCUCCAAGACAUUUACUGCCAGAGAGACUGUUGGAGUAAGAGGUCACCUGAUUCACCAAGUCAAGGGCUUGAUGCUUAGUUGACUAAUGUAAUCAGGUGUUCUAGCUCUUGAAUAGAUGAAAUCCAUUUGUCUGUGGGUCCCCCAGGAGAGGUUUGAAAACUCCUGUUUUGGGGGAUUAGAUUUGUAUCUCUUGGUGGCAUUUCUUUACAGAUGGCAUCUCUUCACGUACCUAUUCUAGGGGUUUAGGGAUCAUGGGUGGGUUUCAUGGUUUUGGAUUCUGAUCAAAUCAAUAGAAAGUAUUGCCACUGAUCAAUACUCAUAGUCUGAUAAUACCCAUAGUCAUUCGUUCAGAACAGAAACAAUGCUGUUUGAAUGCAUAGAAAUAUAAUCUAUAGAACGGACCUUCCCGUUCAAGUCAAUGCUGAAUCUAUUCCUAUGCUUGAAUGGUCUUUACUUUUCCAGGAUGCCUACAAUAACAGGGUGGAGGGAAGUGUGAGUGAGAGGUGUGUGUUUCAGCUAGUGUGUAUGAGUUAGCUAACUAGGUUAACUUUUUGUACAGAAAUGGUUGGAAUGUAUGACUUGCGUAGGAUCUGGGCUUUGUAUGGUGCCGCUGUUGGAUUGUGUACUAUCACGAGAUGGGAUGUUAGCACAGUAACCAUGGGAGAUAUAGGCUUUCAUGUUAUACCCAUAGCAUUCCUCUUUACUCAAUAGUAUACACAACAUGUAUUGUUGCUACCUGUUGUUGAUGCAGCAAGUGAGAACUGUCCAAAAACCGACAUAAAGCUAUGUUUAUUGAGCAAAGAAUAUCAACUUUUGUUUUGAAAUGAUCUAUGCAUUUAAAUGAAAGAUCCCUCACCUCAAUAUAGAGGCCAUUAUUUCUCCCUCACAACAGGAAGUAGUUUUAUAUUUAAAUCAUGUAGUUUAUAUUUAAGGAAUACCGUUAAGAAUACGUUAACCCUGGACAGAAUCUUCUGCAACCAGACUUAGAAUUUCUUAGUUUACUAUACAUUUGCCAUGUAUGUAUUAUAUUUCUGGACAGUUUUCUAUACACAGAAUGUAUUUUCUACGUGAAUAACGUUCAUAGGUAAAUAAAGUGUGUUUUCUAGAUAAA
This is a messenger RNA of Salmo salar (Atlantic salmon), 3870 nucleotides long. Its product is annotated as dnaJ homolog subfamily B member 1. The record is from RefSeq and is a predicted model, not a curated record. Gene Ontology annotation, molecular function: transcription corepressor activity; Hsp70 protein binding. NCBI's taxonomy places the organism in Eukaryota, Metazoa, Chordata, Actinopteri, Salmoniformes, Salmonidae. Gene Ontology annotation, cellular component: cytosol. Gene Ontology annotation, biological process: negative regulation of transcription by RNA polymerase II.